Molecule: messenger RNA, 1791 nt
Organism: Loxodonta africana (African savanna elephant)
Lineage: Eukaryota; Metazoa; Chordata; Mammalia; Proboscidea; Elephantidae
Gene: ESAM
Product: endothelial cell adhesion molecule
Exons: 7
Coding region: 121-1302 (393 amino acids)
Biological process (GO): homophilic cell-cell adhesion
Cellular component (GO): adherens junction; plasma membrane
Molecular function (GO): cell-cell adhesion mediator activity
Source: RefSeq, a predicted model, not a curated record
CGCCCUUGGUGUCAGUGGCCUGGAUCUCGGGCCCGCCCCAGCUGCCGUGCUGCCUUGGCACCUGUCGGUCGGUGUGUCCUGGAGCCGGUACCCGUCACUCCGUCGGGGCCGGGGAGGGCCAUGGUUUCCCUGCCCGGGCCCCCGGCGGCCAGCUUGCUGCGGGUUUUGUUCCUGGGGCUGAGUGCCCUCGCGUCUCCCUCGCAGGCCCAGCUGGAGCUGCACGUGCCCGCGGGCCUCUCCAGGUUGCAGGCGGUGGAGGGAGAGGCAGUGGUGCUCCCGGCCUGGUAUGCCCUGAAAGGGGAGGCGUCUUCGGCCCAGCCGUGGGAGGCGCCGUUGGUGCUCUGGUUCUUGGAACGGAAAGGGAAACAUCCGCAGCAGGUGUUCUCAUACAACAAUGGAAUUGUGACAAGCAAAACUGGAGUAUCCCUGGUCUACUCCAUGCCCACCAGGAAUGUGUCACUUCAGCUGCAGGGCCUCCAGGAGGAAGACUCAGGGUCUUACCUUUGUUCUGUGAAUCUAUAUGACAGUCAAAAAGCACAUAGGGGCUUCAGCAGCAAAAGAUUAGAACUCGAUGUGCUGGUUCCUCCAGUUCCUCCAUCCUGCCAUCUCCAGGGCAGCCCCCGUGUGGGGACCAACGUGACUCUGAGCUGCCAGUCCCCAAGGAGUAAGCCCACUGCCCAGUACCAGUGGGAACGGCUGCCCCCAUCCCCCCAGGUUUUCUUUGAACCAGUUUCAGAUGCCAUCCAUGGAUCCUUAAGCCUUACAAACCUCUCUGCUUCCAUGUCUGGAGUCUAUGUCUGCAAGGCCCACAACAAGGCAGGCAGUGCCCAGUGCAAUGUGACCCUGGAAGUGAGCACAGGGCCUGGGCCUGCAGUAGUUGCUGGAGCUGUUGUGGGCACCCUGGUUGGAUUGGGGCUGCUGGCUGGGCUGUUCCUCUUGUACCAUCGCUGGAACAAGGCCCUCGAGGAGCUAGCCAAUGAUAUCAAGGAGGAUGCCAUCGCUCCCCGGACCCUGCCCUGGCCCAAGGGCUCAGACACAAUCUCCAAGAAUGGGACUCUUUCCUCUGUCACCUCAGCACGAGCCCUUCAUCCACUCCAAGUCCCUCCCAGGCCUGGCGCAUUGACCCCUACACCCAGCCUCUCUGUUCAAGCCCUACCCUCGCCAAGGCUGCCCAGGACAGAUGAGGCCCACCCUCGGCCAAUAUCACCCAUCCCUGGUGGACUUCCUUCCUCUGUCCUGAGCUGCAGGGAGGCUGUGCCCGUGAAGGUACCUGCCCAGAGUCAGGCUGAGUCUCUGGUGUGAUGGCCCAGGCACUCAUUGGCUAGGCUACCUGGUUUCUCUCCUUCCUAUAGGGGUCGUCCUAGCACCAAGGCCUGAAUCUUGGGAGGGUAACACAUACUAGACCAACAAUCCUUUGCCCCCACCUCUCUUUAUGGGAAAACUGAGACUUACUUACUAAGACUCUAAUUUGUAGGAGGUAGAAGGAGAAGAGGCAGUGGGCCUGGGGUUAGUAGGUGCCUCAGCUCUCUCUUCCGCCCUACCCAAUGACUGCAGCUGAAUGCUGAUGAGAUUGACUAUUCCCCAGGGCCCUGCUGGGGAUUGCCAGUCAAAAAGUCCUCCAGGCUACCCUGCUCUGUCCCCCACCCCUAUCUAACAUCUUCGUCUGCCCAGCACUCCAGCUCCCCGCAUUAAUAUAAAUUGUCUUGCUGGCUUGGUUGGAUUUUUGUUGGGGAAGGGGAUAGGGAAGAUAUUUUUUAAAAACUAACUUGAAACGUGCUUUUGUUUUUGUAU